CAUAUAUAUGAACUGCAAAUUAAGCCCCCUCCAUCGACCUCUUUCUCUCCGGCCGGCCAUCUCCUGUGUGCACUAAGUUCUUCUUUGGAGUGAAGAUGAAGAAGAAUAGCAGCGGCGAGGCAUCCAAGGUUGACCGAAAGAUGGUGGAGAGAAACCGGAGAAUCCAAAUGAAAGACCUUUGCUUCAAGCUAGGUUCUCUUAUUCCUCCCCACUACAUCAAACCCUCCAAGGAGAUGCUUUCACAGCUAGAUCAGCUUGAUUACGCUGCCUCCUACAUAAAACAGCUGAGGGAAAAAAUAGAAAAAUUAGAGGGUAGGAAGGAACAAGCUAAAGCGAUGAGUUUAGGGUCUAACAAUGACAUGAUUGACACGGUGAAGAAUGGCUCAAAGUUGCCUAUAAUUGAUUUAAGAGACAUGGGUUCCAGUAUAGAGGUGAUUUUGAUUACUGGGGUGCAGAAGAACUUCUUGUUGUCUGAAGUUAUAAGUAUUCUUCAAGAAGAAGGAGCUGACGUUGUUAGUUCUAGCUUUUCUUCUAUGGGUGAUAAAGUUUUCCAUACAAUUCAUGCUCAGGUCAAAAUUUCUCGAGUCGGAGUUGAGACUUCAAGGGUAUGGCAGAGAUUUCAGGACUUGGUAUAUGAUGGAAGUAACUGAUGAUCAGUUCUCAUUUUUCCUCCAAAAAAGAUCAAGGUUUUUCAUGUUCUUUGCUGAGGAUUGGAAAUGUGGAUCAUUUGAUAACGAUGGAUGAUCGAAAGAUGUAGUUAAUGGCAUUAUUAGUGAGCGUAGAGCACUCCACUUGGUUUGUAUUUGAAUUAACUCUUGCAGUAAAUUUUGAAUUGAAGUUCAAGUAUGGAGAAUCAUUCUCAAUAUUUAGCAACAGUCA
Alnus glutinosa is the source of this 879-nucleotide messenger RNA. Its product is annotated as transcription factor bHLH162-like. Gene Ontology annotation, molecular function: DNA-binding transcription factor activity, RNA polymerase II-specific; RNA polymerase II transcription regulatory region sequence-specific DNA binding; protein dimerization activity. Gene Ontology annotation, biological process: regulation of transcription by RNA polymerase II. Lineage: Eukaryota; Viridiplantae; Streptophyta; Magnoliopsida; Fagales; Betulaceae. Gene Ontology annotation, cellular component: RNA polymerase II transcription regulator complex. The record is from RefSeq and is a predicted model, not a curated record. The transcript has 3 exons. Bases 96 to 650 code for a protein of 184 amino acids.